GUGUAGGGUGCGGCUUUUGGGGUAAGAACGUAUUGCCUCUUGAAUUGGGCGUCUCCAAAAUGGACUCAUUUGCUGGACUAUCAAUUGAGGCGCGCAGAUUGGUAGUUGGUAUUGAUUUUGGCACUACUUACUCUGGUCUGGCAUGGGCUGACACCAGACGAUCGGACCAUCAAUCAAUUGUCGAGUCAUGGCCGGUCAAUAGAGGAACCCAUGAGGGGUUUAGCUGUGUCAAAGUACCUACGGAAAUUCGUUAUUUGCCAGAGGGAGUCGAAUGGGGAUUCCAAAUCCCCCCGACCGUUGCAAGGCACAAGUGGUUUAAGCUGGGUCUAGAGAAGGGAACAAUAAGCAGCGCGGAUGGACAUUUGGAAACCCCAGAAGAUUUGAGCACGGACUACCUGACCGCACUGGUAGGGCAUCUGAUGUAUACGCUAGAGCAAAACCUUGGAGCAGCAAUUCUUCGAACCAUCCCUGUGGAGUUUUGCCUCACUGUGCCAGCCAUCUGGUCGGAAGUUGCCAAGGAAAAGACUUUGCAAGCUUGCCAGAAGGCUUGUUUGACAUCCGAGAAGGAGAUAUUGUUUGUUUCAGAACCUGAAGCCGCUGCUAUUUAUACCCUCCAUGGGCUUGACCCUCAUGGUCUCAACAUUGGGGACACUUUCGUCCUCUGCGAUGCUGGCGGUGGAACAGUCGACCUGAUAUCUUACACAAUUACCGAGCUCCAUCCUAUACUUAAAGUGAGAGAAGCGGCAUCGGGGACAGGUGAGAGAUGCGGUUCAACAUUCCUUAAUCGCCGUUUCUGCGAAUUCUUGACGUCGAAAUUGGGAGACCAACCUGGCUGGGACUCUGAGAUUCUUGCGGAGGCCAUGGAAAAAUUUGAAUCUGUGAUCAAGAAACACUACUCGCCGUCUACUUCCAACAAAGAGGGUUACAGUAUCCUGGUCCCUGGUAUUUCCAAUAAUGAUACUCUUGGUAUCAGGCGGGGCAGGUAUAUAAUGAAGCCUGCUGAGAUGGAUGGUAUCUUCGAACCGGUUGUGGGAAAGAUAAUCAAGCUGGUCGAGGCGCAAAUCCUGUCCACUAGUCAGAAAAUCACCGCGGUACUUCUUGUUGGAGGAUUUGGACAGAAUAAUUACUUGAAAGAACGGCUCCGCGCUUCCUUGGGCAGUGGCACCCUCGUUUUGCAACCGCCCAAUGCUUGGACGGCCGUGGUACGUGGUGCUGUAAUGUUGGGUUUAGCUCGGGCCAAUUCGAAGUUGGCUGCUGUGGGUUUAGUUUCCAGGGCAGCGAGGAAACACUACGGCAUGGAUGUAGGCGCUGACUUUGAAGAGGGCGUCCACGAUGAUGCCAGAAAGCGUUGGUCCGAAAGACGCAAGAAGUACAAAACAAACGCACUGAAGUGGUUCAUCAGGAAGAAUGACCCCAUAACAGAAGGCCAGCCCUCCGUGAUCCAUUGUCAUCAAGAUUUCUUGGUAAGCAAAGGAACCCCAACAACGAUUGAGAUAAGCAUUCUUUGUGACGAGCAAACCGUUGCCGCACCCAUCUAUAGGACCAGCAACGUGCGAACGCUUGUGACUCUAGAAGCAGACCUGAAGCAAUUGCCAAAGUCGGAUUUGAAAAAUACUAUAGUAACCAGAGAAGAUGGAAAUCAGUACUACAAUAUCGAAUGUGCUAUCGAGGCCACAUUUUAUAGCGCAUCUACGAAGUACGUGCUUCUUUGUCAAGGAAAAAGGUAUGACACGGUAACGGCUGAGUAUGCUUGACUCAGGGGCAACGAGAAUAACCGCUACAAGAGUCAGAUUCAAUGACUGGAGGUCGGAGGUGAAUAACAUCUGUG
Hyaloscypha bicolor E is the source of this 1828-nucleotide messenger RNA. RefSeq names its product actin-like ATPase domain-containing protein. The record is from RefSeq and is a predicted model, not a curated record. Bases 60 to 1754 code for a protein of 564 amino acids. Gene Ontology annotation, molecular function: ATP-dependent protein folding chaperone; ATP binding. The transcript is spliced from 6 exons. Lineage: Eukaryota; Fungi; Ascomycota; Leotiomycetes; Helotiales; Hyaloscyphaceae.